Molecule: messenger RNA, 270 nt
Organism: Protopolystoma xenopodis
Lineage: Eukaryota; Metazoa; Platyhelminthes; Monogenea; Polystomatidea; Polystomatidae
Source: the annotation of a GenBank genome assembly
AUGGACCCACUGGACACUCUGACGACAUUCAUCAAGCUCUACGACACCGAUGAAACAGGCGAACUGGAUCGAACAAAGUGGCUGGCUCUAUGCUCUGAUGAGAAGAUAAACCUUCCGGUGGAAAUGGCUGCCCUUCUGUUCGACGAACUGGACGCCGAUGCUGAUGGUCACGUUUCAGUAACCGAUCUAUUCAAAGAGCUGGCUAGCUGGCAAGCCACACAAUCAUUGACCCCGAAGGUAUCCUCGAACAAGGUGGGCCUAUCUAGAUAA